Messenger RNA from Anoplophora glabripennis (Asian longhorned beetle), 549 nucleotides. Its product is annotated as circumsporozoite protein-like. The transcript is spliced from 2 exons. The coding region runs from base 1 to 549 and encodes 182 amino acids. The record is from RefSeq and is a predicted model, not a curated record. Lineage: Eukaryota; Metazoa; Arthropoda; Insecta; Coleoptera; Cerambycidae.
AUGAGGUUGGCUCUUGUGUUCUGUGUAUCAGCCCUUAUUUUGAAUGGUACCACAAACUCCGCCCUAGCCCAAAGGCAGCUAGGGGGACGGCAGCAACCAGGAGGAGGUAGAGACGCAGCCCGCGAACCUACCCCACCCCAAGGACAAGGACAGUCUCCAGGUCAAGCCCCAGGUCAAUCAACGCAAUCACCAGCUGCGGAAGCUUCACCAUCAUCGCCAUCACCAUCACCUUCCCCAGAAGCAGGUCAAGGAGCCUCGACUCAACCGGAAGCACCAGCACCAGACCAAGAAGGACAAGCACCUUCUGAAGAACCUUCCCCAGCGGCUGCUGCAGGUGGAGGACAAGCCGCUCCUUCAGAAGGUGGUGAGGGGUUAGGUGAGGAAGAUGGAAACGUUGGACGAGAUGCGGGGCAGAGUGUUAGUCAGGAAGCAGCAGGACAAGGAGGAAAUAGAACGGGUGGAUCUUCGACUGGUGGAAAUUCGAGAGAACAAGGAGGUACUGGCGGUUCUAGAGGAGGUGGACGAUCAGGAAGAAGCGUGUUGUACUAA